Molecule: messenger RNA, 280 nt
Organism: Anisakis simplex (herring worm)
Lineage: Eukaryota; Metazoa; Nematoda; Chromadorea; Rhabditida; Anisakidae
Source: the annotation of a GenBank genome assembly
GUUAUUUCAUUUUCAACGUCCGCCUUUUCCAUUCUUCAUUGCGAGCACCCGAAAACGAUAUUUAGUACAAACAAUACCGUCGCAAACGCUGUUUAUGAGAACGAGCCGAUGUCCGACGAAGAAGUUGAGAAGGAAUGUCGACUUUGGGCGCAACGAUUUCCACAUCUCAGGUGAGAUGAAUUUCUUUUUAUGUGAAUCGUUUAAUCAGAACGUUCAGUCGGUUUUUCUGUUUCAAACGUUCAAGCAAUAUCGACGAAUGAGAUCUAAAUGUGUUUGGUAA